Equus quagga is the source of this 3013-nucleotide messenger RNA. RefSeq names its product coiled-coil alpha-helical rod protein 1 (gene CCHCR1). NCBI's taxonomy places the organism in Eukaryota, Metazoa, Chordata, Mammalia, Perissodactyla, Equidae. Gene Ontology annotation, cellular component: centriole. Gene Ontology annotation, biological process: protein export from nucleus; cell differentiation. The coding region runs from base 276 to 2918 and encodes 880 amino acids. The transcript is spliced from 17 exons. The record is from RefSeq and is a predicted model, not a curated record.
AGGGAGAUAGUGAAGACCCUCUCUAUGCUCUAGGACUCCGGAGAGAGGACGGUGGGCGAGACAGGAAUGGAAGCUGAGGGGAUAGUAGAGAGAAACUGAGAAGAAAGUUGUUGGAAGGGUUUGGAUGAGAUGUCAGGAAGCUGGCUUUUCUGCCAAGGGAUCUAGGCUGCUUGGAUUCCCAGGGGUCCUGGGGAGGCAUCCUACCCUACAUGUAGCCAGAUUCUUCUGGGGCCAGGCCUGGGGCCACCACUUGAAUAGGGAAGGACCCAGGAGGCAUGGCUUGGUGGGGUCUGGAUGGGCUUCCCCAAGGCCUUGCUGAGCCAUGGAGAGAACUGUGGAGAUUGGGCUCACAACCCCUGCACAGCAUACCUCCUUUCUCACCUCCGACCAGGAACGGCAGAGACUAUAGAAACUUGAGGAGGGGGAACAUAGAUGGCUGGACACUGAAUCUAGAGACUUCAAAUAAUGUGGAAAUGUUUCGACCUUCAGGUUCCACUGGGCUGAUUCCCCCAUCCCACUUCCAAGCUCGACCCCUUCCAGCUGUGCCAAGAAUGGCUCCCACCUGGAUCUCAGACAUUCCCCUGGUCCAACCCCUGGCCCAUCAAGAUGUCUUAGAGAGGCGGCCAGACAACCAGAGACCUCAAGUGAUCAUGUGGGAACGAGGUGUUUCUGGCAAUGGUCAGGAGCCAAGGCAGAGAGGCAGGUCCCUGGAGGGGUCACAGGCCCUGAGCCAGCAGGCUGAGCUGAUCUCUCGGCAGCUGCAAGAGCUGUGGCGGCUUGAGGAGGAGGUCCGGGCCCUGCGGGAGACCUCACUGCAGCAGAAGAUGAGGCUGGAGGCCCAGGCCAUGGAGCUGGAGGCUGUGGCACGGGCAGAGAAGGCUGGCCGAGCUGAGGCUGAGGGCCUGCGUGCUGCCUUGGCCGGGGCCGAGGUUGUCCGGAAGAACCUGGAAGAGGGGAGGCAGCGGGAGCUGGAGGAGGUUCAGAGGCUGCACCAAGAGCAGCUCUCCUCCUUGACGCAGGCUCACCAGGAGGCUCUUUCCAGUUUGACUCACAAAGCUGAGGGCUUGGAGAAGUCUCUGAAUAGUCUGGAAACCAAGAGGGCCGGGGAAGCCAAGGAGCUGGCUGUGGCCCAGAGGGAGGCCGAGCUGCUGCGGAAGCAGCUGAGCAAGACCCAAGAAGACUUGGAGGCUCAGGUGAACUUGGUUGAGAAUCUAAGGAGAUAUGUUGGGGAACAAGUCGCUCCCGAGGUCCAGAGCCGGACAUGGGAAUCAGAGCGACAGGAGCUUCUAGAAACUGUGCAGCACUUGCAGGAGGACCGAGAUGGCCUGCACACUACAGCAGAGCUGCUGCAGGUGCGUGUGCAGAGCCUCAUGCACAUCCUCUCCAUGCAGGAGGAGGAGCUGGCCAGGAAGGUUCAGCCUUCAGAUUCCCUGGAGCCUGAGUUCACCAGGAAGUGCCAGUCCCUGCUGAAGGGCUGGCGGGAGAAGGUGUUUGCCCUCAUGGUGCAGCUGAAGGCCCAGGAGCUGGAGCACAGAGGAUGCAAGGAGCAUCUGAAGGGACAGGUUGCAGAGCUCCAGGAAAGAGCUGCAGCCCAGAGCCAGGAGCAGGCCAUCCUGCAGCGCUCCCUGCAGGACAAAGCCGCAGAGGUGGAGGUGGAGCGGAUGGGCGCCAAGGCCCUGCAGGUGGAGCUGAGCCGGGUUCAGGAGGCCCAGCGCCGGCGGCAGCAGCAGACGGCCAUGGCCGAGGAGCAGCUGAAGCUUGUAGCCAAUGCUGUCAGCAGCUUUCAGACCUGGCUCCAGUGCACCAUGGCCAAGGUGGAGCAGGCUGCAGCCCGGCUGCCCAGCCUCAGCAACCGAGUCAGCUAUGCCGUCCGCAAGGUCCACACCAUUCAGGGCCUGAUGGCUCGAAAACUGGCCCUUGCUCAGCUGCGCCAGGAGAGCUGCCCUCCACCCCCACCGGCUAUAGAUGUGAGCCUGGAGUUAGAGCAGUUGCGGGAAGAACGGAACCGCCUGGAUGCAGAACUGCAGCUGAGUGCCCACAUCAUCCAGCAGGAGGUGGGCCGGGCCCGGGAGCAAGGGGAGGCAGAGCGGCAGAAGCUGAACGAGGUCGCCCAGCAGCUGGAGCAGGAGCUGCAGCAGACCCAGGAGUCCCUGGCCAGUGUGGGGCUGCAGCUGGAAGCGGCUCGCCAGGGCCAGCAGGAGAGCACAGAGGAGGCCGCCAGUCUCCGGCAGGAGCUGACCCAGCAACAGGAGAUCUAUGGGCAAGCUCUGCAAGAGAAGGUGGCUGAAGUGGAAACUCGCCUGCGGGAACAGCUCUUAGAAACAGAAAGGAGACUGAACGAGGCUCGGCGGGAGCAUGCCAAGGCCGUGGUCUCCCUGCGUCAAAUCCAGCGCAAAGCCGUCAGGGAAAAGGAGCGGAACCAGGAGCUCAGGCGCCUGCAGGAUGAGGCCAGGAAGGAGGAGGGGCUGCGGCUGACACAGCGCCUGCAGGAGCUGGAGAGGGACAAGAACCUCAUGCUGGCCACCUUGCAGCAGGAGGGUCUCCUCUCCCGUUACAAGCAGCAGCGACUCUUGGCAGUUCUUCCUUCCCUAAUGGAGAAGGGGAAGUCUGUGGAGUCCAGCCCCAGGCCCCCAGAGUCUUCAGCACCUGCCCCUCCAGCAGCGGCAUUCUCCACCAGGCAGGCCACGAAAGGUAAUGGUCUAGGUAGGAGGAGACAAGUGGGGGGACUUCAGGAACCUCUCCUCCAGACACUUGAGGACAUGAGCCUUGUUCUCUGUGACCCUUGGAGACCCCCAGCCUCUUGUAUCCACGCCCACGUUGGACCAGAGAACCCUCUGCCUCAGAGAAGGUUCCUCUGCACGGUAACCAAGACAGCCUUCUCUUGUCCGGCUCUUAUCCGUUGGGGUCUUCUUUCCUAGGAUCCCUCUGUGUCCUGCUCGAUGACCUCCAGGGCCUGAGUGAGACCAUUUGCAAAGAGCAAGCCAUUCCUCAAGGAGACAACCAGAACUCUCCU